AUGCCCUUGAUUAUGGAGGAUGGUAUCAAUGUGGACGAUCUUUUUGGAGAAUCCAACUCCUUGGAGCUGGGUUUGCCGCCCGCCUCCCCAACCAAAGGAUUAGCACAGUAUUUAGAUGAGAUGCGCCUAUUGGGAUGUUGCCAGAAAAUUGCAUGGUCCCGAUUGGGAUGUAUUGCAUCAAUUUCUACGGACGGGCUCCGGGUUAUCGUCCGGUAUCUCCAGUGUCGUCCCUCAGAUGGUAAAUGGGUGCUUGGGGAAGAGUCACCACUAGUUCCAGUCCUGGAAGCCCAUAAUGGAAACCAACUCGCUCAUCUAUCAUGGAACGAGACCGGUUCAGAAUUGGCCGUCGUUGACUGUUCAGGUCGCAUAUCCAUAUAUUCCAUUUCAAUUGCAUUGAACAGUAUCACAGGAUUGCGACAAGCAUCAUUUGACUCUGGUGAUGAUGGAAGCCAGGUUGUUGGAAUGAUGUGGCUCAACUCCCAACGUUAUAUUCACUCCUUCCACCAGGCAGCAAAGGUGAAUGGCCGAUGGGCAUACUCACCCUUUCGUCGACGCCCCGUUGGACCAUUCCACCCGGCCAACAAAGGCGCAUUGGUCUGUGUGACCAGAACGGGCCAAAUUAAGCUGAUAUAUCAAAACCCCGACAGCAAAUGGGCCGAGCUGGCCGCCGAACUGAAGAACACAGGCUACUCGGACAGGUUAUUAACGCACGCAUCCAUGACCGCAACACAAGCCGGUAUCCUUCUCGCCACCUACUCUGCAUGUCAGAAGAUGUGUCUGUAUAGAGUCCACAUCACCUGGAAUCCCCCACAAUGGGAACCAACUCAGGCCAAACAGCCCGGCCAGUUCCCCAUCCCUAGUUUCCGCUUGAUCCACUGCAAGGUCGACAUGCCAAGCACUAUAUUGAACUUCAACCGCGGUCCAGAUCACUCAGACCUGUCUUCGCCAUUUUUGAACAAUGUAUAUUCAUUGACACGCUUGGAAAUUAUGCCGGGACAGGUUGACAGCCCGGCGGGGUCUACACCCAGCCCUUGGAUCCUGGCUAUAUUCUCGAAACCUCUACAUGCCAGCCACGACUACCCAGAACAGCAUGGCCCGCCGAGUGUCAUGGUCAGAUGGCAUUUGGACUCUGCACCACAAAACUUGCAUCCCAAGUUCGACGAGGUAGCGUCGAAAAAGAGCAAUGCCCAAGCAAAGCCCCAAAUGGAGCUUCGCCGCUUGGACGAUAUUCAUUGUGACAAGUACAUUGUCUCAACCGAAUUAGUGGAGUACGGAACUGCUUUAGCUGUCACCCACGAUGAUAGCUCAAUAACUUGUUAUGAUGCAAGGAAUAUGGUUGCUUUCAGUGGAAAGGACGACUCAAGCACAGUAACCUGCCUGGCCCAGGCUGGGUUUCAUUACCCAAUCGAACAAUCGGGUCUGCACAUUACUUUCUCUCCUAAUGCAUGUGUUGCCGUUACGCUGGACAGUGACGGACAGACGCAAUUGAGAACGAUGGAACAUUCAUUCGGUUCCACUGAUGGUAUCUACGAUGAGAACAAAUUUUCUGCAGCUGUUGCAGCCCUUACAUUGGCAUUCAGCCGUGGUUGCGGCGGGGAAUCUAAUACAGACGACGUUCUCAUGGUUGCUCUUAGACAGUUAUCACCAGGUGAGUGUACUGGACCUGAUAAAUACCGCAUAAGCAUUAUGCUGAUGACAUUUGAAGAGGCCCAAACUACGUUCAUCAGCGAAGUGUACCGUGCACUGCCGGUCAAUUGCAAUUUCACCGCUGAACAGGACAAAUUGAUGAGCCAUCCAUACAUACCUCGUUGUCUUAGCUUACAGGCUGGGCUCGGCUUCAAAGGAAGAUCCAGACACCGCAACCUUGCAUCGGCCGUGCCGUGGGCCAUACUUCAACUUCGUCAUGCAUCGGUCCUAUUUGCUUACUUCUUCCAGUACAAUAAAGGUGGACAGACUGAAUCGCACGAUCCAGAUGUUCUGCGCAUGGUGUUGGGUAAUACUAAAUGGACUUUGGACUUCUCCCACUUCCUCCUGAACGAGAUCUUCGACAUGGCCGACGAAUUCGAAGAUGUCUUGAAUGACUCAGAAGCUUUUACUCAGAAACUGAAAACCACAAACUCUCUCCCCCUCUUAAUUCUCCUCUCAAGCAUGUCCCGUGCCUUCCUCCGCUUCAUCUGCCGCGGCCUCCGCGGCGUCCACGCCGGCUUCGCAAGCGCAAACCCAGCCUCUCUUCUAGGCGACUCUCGCAUAUACUACACAGAGAUCUGCCAAACCCUUGAAUCUUCACCGGUACGCAUAGACGUCUAUGAAAAGUUCCUGGCAGGUGUCGACUCAGCCGUGAAACAUGCAUACCAAGGCGCAGGCUUCGGCGACGCUGAACGACCAGGCCCGGAAAAGGAACUCCUCGUCAACGCACGCAUCCCGCCCGUCCUCACGACCGCCGUGGUCACCCUCCUCCGACAGACGGUGCCAGCCCUUAAAUCCGAGAUCAAUCGCAUGGCUAUCUACCUGGGUGACUACAGCUGGCUUGGGUUUGGGAAUGAUCGCCGCACUGCGCUGUACAGGAAACAACGUGAGGUCGAUAUUCUUAAGAAGUGUCCCCUGCGCCCGCCUUUACCGCUGGGCAAUGAUGGCCGCGUGGCGCCGCUUAAGAAGCGGAGGUGUGCGCGCUGCUGUGAGGUUUCUGGGGAUACGAAUUUGCCAAGGUCGCUUUUGUCAUUUAAGAUGAUUGCCAAACUGGGGUUGUUGAGGUCUUGUCUUUGUGGGGGGAUGUGGAUUCUCCAGACGGAUGCUGGGGAGCUUGGUGGGACUCAUAAUGAGAAUGGGAUGGGGGUUGGGAAUGGUCACACUUAG
Penicillium soppii is the source of this 2853-nucleotide messenger RNA. RefSeq names its product mediator of RNA polymerase II transcription subunit 16. Lineage: Eukaryota; Fungi; Ascomycota; Eurotiomycetes; Eurotiales; Aspergillaceae. The transcript has 9 exons. Gene Ontology annotation, biological process: positive regulation of DNA-templated transcription. Gene Ontology annotation, molecular function: protein binding. The record is from RefSeq and is a predicted model, not a curated record. The coding region runs from base 1 to 2853 and encodes 950 amino acids. Gene Ontology annotation, cellular component: mediator complex.